Ornithodoros turicata is the source of this 1696-nucleotide messenger RNA. Its product is annotated as putative T-box protein 7. Bases 1 to 1320 code for a protein of 439 amino acids. Gene Ontology annotation, cellular component: nucleus. Lineage: Eukaryota; Metazoa; Arthropoda; Arachnida; Ixodida; Argasidae. The transcript has 7 exons. The record is from RefSeq and is a predicted model, not a curated record. Gene Ontology annotation, biological process: positive regulation of DNA-templated transcription; regulation of transcription by RNA polymerase II; cell fate specification. Gene Ontology annotation, molecular function: DNA-binding transcription factor activity, RNA polymerase II-specific; RNA polymerase II cis-regulatory region sequence-specific DNA binding.
AUGGACAAAAACAUCAUGCCCAAUAUUGCUGACGGCGGAAUAGCCCUUGUCGGCAAGGUCAAAAGGCGUCUUCAGAUUGCUGGCACGAGCGGGGAAGGCGAUCCGAGCACUAUGCCUUGCCUCCGGUCUGCUCUGAUGAGGCCUCCGCUCAACGAGCUCAGUCCGGCGGAACUUUUAAGCAAUGUGGAUGUCACCUUAGACAAUAAGGAUCUCUGGGAUAGCUUCUACUCCUUCGGAACGGAGAUGAUCAUUAAUAAAGCCGGAAGGCGCAUGUUUCCCGUGCUCCAGUACAAGUUGCACGGCCUGGAUCCGAACGCCUUCUAUUUCGUAUUGCUGGACAUCGUUCCAGCUGACCAGUAUCGCUACCGCUUCGUUGGCAACUUCUGGGUGCCAUGCGAGUCGGAGCCCUAUCAGACGCCCGUACCGUCAACGCGCCUCUUCAUGCACCCGAGCAGUCCAGCAACUGGUGCACGGUGGAUGACCAAGGAGGUGGAUUUCAGCACCAUGAGACUCACAAAUUACCCCAGCAACGACUACAACCGCGCGGUGCUAAGUUCUAUGCGAAAGUACAUUCCCCGGAUCCACAUCGUCGCAGGAAGUGACGUUGCGCGCCUCGACCCUUCUCACUUCAAAACUUUCACGUUCAACGAGACCAGCUUCAUUGCCGUCACGAGCUAUCAAAACGCACAGAUAGUGAACCUGAAGAUCCACAACAAUCCAUAUGCCAAGUCAUUCGCGGGGGACGAAAAAAGAAGGAAUGGCGGCAAGAGGUCACUGGACAGUGAUUCAUCAUCGGAAGAAGAUUUCGCAGAGCCCCGCGUAAAGAAGUCGUCGCCAGCACUGUCUGUGUCACAGCCACUACGAGUGAUCACGUCGCCGGAGACCCCGUCUUCGUCGCGAAGUCCUCCGCUGCCGAGCACGGCACCCCUCUUGACGACUGUUCCACCUCCCGACCCACUGCAAUACUUGACGCCCUUCAAUGCACCUGGUCAUUAUGCAGCAACGUCGCCUUACGUGAACCCGUACCCUUUCUGUUACCCUAGUUACUAUGCAUCAGCAUACCACUCGCUGAUGAACUAUCCACCUCCUUGGGGAUAUGGGUACUACAGUAACUACCCCAUGUUGCCGCUGCCAGGCUUUUGUCCUAGAUCGUGGAACUGCAGUUCCUCCAGUUCUGGGUACUCGUCGAACACGAGUGCUUCAUUGAAUAGUAGUCCCUUAUCGCAUCACUGUAGUCCGUUAAAUGUGGACGAAAGUGCAGCUAGUGUACAAGACAGUCCCAACCAGCAAACCCCGUCAGAAUCAGCCAGAGGUUCGUAGCAGUUCCGAUUCUAUGGACAGUCAUCAUACUUCUGUACAUACAAACUGUGAUCUGUAUCCUAUGUACCUCCAUGCAUUUGCCGAUAUACGUAAGAAACGGAUAUACGUAGCUGCAACCUUGUUUCAUUUCUUUCCACGAGUGCAAUUAUUAGAUACGUUUAUUUAUCGAUAUUCGCCAUAAACCGUUAAUUUAUGAUUGAAUUCGCCUGGCCAGAAUCUCUAUGGCGGCUAGCUGCACGGUUGCCUGGCCUGUGUGUGUCGUGCAUGUAUACGGAUUGAUUUUACCGAGUGUAUAUAUUAUAGUACAAUGCACGUUGUUGUGCGCGCUAACGAACACACAAUGUGCAUCGAAAUAAACUACAACAACGACACUAUA